Ctenopharyngodon idella (grass carp) is the source of this 2906-nucleotide messenger RNA. RefSeq names its product GTPase IMAP family member 8-like. Bases 738 to 2666 code for a protein of 642 amino acids. The transcript is spliced from 6 exons. Gene Ontology annotation, molecular function: GTP binding. The record is from RefSeq and is a predicted model, not a curated record. Lineage: Eukaryota; Metazoa; Chordata; Actinopteri; Cypriniformes; Xenocyprididae.
ACAUUAUUUUCAUUUUUGGGUGAACUAACCCUUUAAGAUGACAGACUAUAAUAAACAUAAGUUCACUUUGAAAGAAUGAUGACUCUCAAAAUCUUUCACACUUAGAGGUUACAUAAUAAAAGUCACUAGAACUUUAGCCUUUAGCAUGUCAUAAAAAAAUCCAAUAGGCAACAGUUUGUUUUCAAUCUUUUAGAUGCCACAGGCCCCCAAAUAAAAAUAAACACCCAAUUUAUACACUGAAAAAUAAAUUUUGUAAAUCUAAAAUUAGUUUCUAUUAAGUUGUUUUCUACUCACUAUAGUAAUGUACAUUUAAACACUUUUAUUUAAUUUUAAUAUUUUUAUAUUUAUUUUAAUCUAAUAGAUUAAUAAAUAUUUUUUAUUUUACACACAAUCAUAGUAUAAUCACAUUUUUACUUAUUUAUUUUAUAAACUCCUGGUCUAAAUAAAAGGUUUCCUCUUUUAAUUAAUGUGGCCAGAAGAGGACGCUGUCACACCUCAAGUGCUAAACUAUUUGAGCCUAACCAUUAUUUAUGCUGCCAUUUUUUCCACCCUAACCACAACUUUUCACUGUUUCUGGAAACAUGAUCCAUCUGCAAGCUUAUAAGAUCAUCCACACUGACCUCAAAGAGCAGAAACCAAUGCUUUAGGAGAUUUGAUAAUCACACAGAGUUACAGAUUUUCUUCAUUUUCAUCUUGUUCUACCCGUUUUUUAUAUUCUUUCAUACAUCUCUAAAAAAAUGUCCAAACAUCAAGGCAACAAACAAAUGGAGUUGAGAGCGGUGCUGCUUGGAAGGCGUCAUUCUGGGAAGACGUCAGUGAUCAACACUAUACUGGAAACCUGUGAAACAGAAGCUAAAGGAUCCGCAGAUAAUGUGAAGAGAGAGGGAUUUAUUGAUGGCAGGAGAGUCAGUCUGGUUGACACUCCCGGCUGGUGGAAAACUUUCAGUCUGAAUGAUUUAUCAAACAUCUCCAAACAGCAGCUGGUUCGCAGGAUGUCUCUGACUUCACCCGGACCUCACGCUGUCAUGAUUGUGAUUCGGGCUGAUUGCACAUUUACCGACUCUGAUAGGAAGUUUUUGGAGGACUAUGUGGAGCUGUUGGGUCCGAAUGUCUGGACUCACACCCUCGUAAUCUUCACAAGAGGAGAUUUAAUUAAACAAGAACACGUAAAGCAACAUAUUUAUGAAUCGUGGUCAGCGCUCAAGCGACUUGUUGAAAAAUGUGAAAAUAGAUAUCACGUUUUUAAUAAUUCAAACCAUCAUGACCGAACCCAAGUCACAGAGCUUCUCAAGAAAAUUGAAGAAAUUGUUGGGAAGAAUAACGGCAAGCACUUUGACAUUGACCUGGAAAAAGUAAAGGAGGUCAAUGAAGAGUGGGAGGAAAUUCAGAUGAGAGCGAGUUCUAGAAAAUCCAGAGUACAGAAGCUUCGGUCAAUAGUUCAAGAAAAAGCAUAUGUACGUCGUCUUGAGGAGAUCAGAGUUGUUUUGCUGGGAUGGAUCCUAUCUGGAAAGAGCUCAGCUGGAAACACCAUCUUGAACACGGAUGAAUUUGACAUAGGAGGAAGAACCGGAAAAGGAAAAAGAGGUUUCGGAGACGUAGAUGGAAGGAAGAUGACCGUUUUGGACACUCCAGGCUGGUGGAAGUAUUUUGCAUCAGAGCUCAACCCAGACUUUAUUAGAUCUGCGAUCUUAGAAAAUGUUUCAGAGUGUAAGAAAUUCCCUCACGCCAUGCUGCUCGUGAUUCCAGCAGAUACAUCAUUUCAAGAAGAACAAAAGAGAAUCAUUGAGAAAAAUGUGUCUAUAUUAGGAGAAGACGUCUGGAGACACACCAUAGUUCUGUUCACAUGGGGCGACAGAUUUAAAGACAUAUCAAUCGAGCAUCACAUUGAGAGUGAAGGUGACGCCCUCCAGUGGCUGAUUGAGAAAUGCAGGAACAGAUAUCACGUCUUUGACAACUCAGACAAGGAGAACAGAGAUCAAGUCACAGAGCUGCUCCAGAAGAUCGAUGAGAUGGCGGCAGAAAACAGUCUGUUUCGUUUCAAAACACAGAAGAACAGUGAUCCAGAGAAAAGCCUUCAGAGAACUGACAAACAUGAGGAUCUGAUGACAGAGUUCAAACUGAAGGAUGUCUGCCAUUUUCUAAAUGAGGGCUUUAAGAGAAAAACUGAAGAGAUAAGAGAGAAGAUAGAAAACUUAUGCAUGGAUAUCAUGGAAGAACGUCUUAACCUUGAUGAAUGUGACAGCAUGAGUUCUCCUCUUGACUGUAUGGUUUUACUCAAUUUUGUGUUCUCAGAUAUAAUUUCUGAAGAUGUUUCUCUUAUUUAUGUUCAACAUUUUGUUUCAUUUGUAGUUCAGGAUGAACUUUCUAAUUCCCUAAAAGAAGUGACCAUUCCACCUCAACAGGAAAACUUUCCUGAGCCGAUUAAAACACUUCUGGAGAGAGAGUUCAGCAGAUGGGAAAGCUUUGUCCAGGAAAGUUUGCUGGACAUUAAAUCAUCAUUUGAGCUCUCUCAGGCCGAAAAGCUUCAAAUGACAAAAAAUUCUGUGGAGAAAUGGCUACAGAACUGCCGCCAUUAUGUUGAACAUACUGUUGAUAAAAUACAAGCUCCCAGAAUCAGGGACCUGGACACUGAAGAUACAUUGAUCUACAGUGAAGAUACUCAAUGAUGUGGUCUGUUUGUGUGUGUGUGUGUGUGUGUGUGUGUGUGUGUGUGUGUGUGUGUGUGUGUGUGUGUGUGUGUGUGUGUGUACAUACAUAUUUACUGUGUUUAAACCUUUAGUAAACCAGCACUUUAUAAAAAACCUGCUAUUUAUUCAGAUUUUCUGCAUUUUCUAAUUUUAUUCUACUCUUCAUCUGUUGUGAAUUUUAUCAAGAAUGUACCUCUAAAAUAAAAUCUAGCUAUAGCA